Capsicum annuum is the source of this 2423-nucleotide messenger RNA. Its product is annotated as sucrose transport protein SUC3-like. Gene Ontology annotation, cellular component: membrane. The record is from RefSeq and is a predicted model, not a curated record. The transcript is spliced from 9 exons. Gene Ontology annotation, molecular function: sucrose:proton symporter activity. NCBI's taxonomy places the organism in Eukaryota, Viridiplantae, Streptophyta, Magnoliopsida, Solanales, Solanaceae. Bases 831 to 1184 code for a protein of 117 amino acids.
UUUAUUGGGAAAAAAACCUAUUGCAUCGCUUUAAAAUUUUUUCCUCCCAAUUUUUCACAAAGUCCGCGAAAUGUUAAUGAAAUAAAUAACAAAAAUUAAGGAAAAUCAAAGCAGCGUCUUAACAAAAAAAAUUGGGUUAACAAAAACUUGGGUCUCAAAUCACUGCUCCGAUCGACUGCAUCUCAAACCAGUGUUCCAAUCGAGUUCUCCGACUACCGCUCAGACCAAAAGUGCUCCGACCAACUAUUGCUCCUACUACCAGUGCUCCAACCACCAGUGCUCCGACCGCUUUCGAUUGAACCCUAGCCGUCUACUGAAAUAGUUAUGCAUGCUUCUUGCAGCUUCUCCGAUUUGCGGAAAUACUUGCAAAUUCUUGAACCAUAGAAUUUCAGUGCCCUAAUUUCUAACUUAUAACAAAAUUUUUGCAACUUCUUACCUUGAGAGGUAAUUCUCGGUCUGUCGCACCAGCACAGACUAGAAAAGUGACAUCAUUUAUGAUGGAGAAGAGAUCAACAAGAAAUACACCUCAGAUGGAGAAGAGUCAGCUUAAUUGUAUGUGGGGACUGAUUAGUAGCCUUUAUUUUGGUCAAAAUCAGAGGAAACAGAAGCUACUUUCAAAUGGAAAAGUUGCAACUAAGAAUUUCAUAGGUGCAACCUUGUGUAGGUAUAUGGAGUGAUAAAUGUCAUUCAAAAUAUGGCAGAAGGCGGCCUUUCAUUUUUAUUGGAGCUGUCAUGAUCUCUAUUGCUACCUAGGAUACCUAUUAGGGGACACUUAAGAGCAUUGCAGGCACUCCUCAAGAGCAGCCAUCAUCUUCGUCAUUGGGUUUUGGAUGCUUGAUCUUGCUAAUAAUACUGUGCAGGGUUCGGCUCGAGCUCUUUUGGCAGAUUUAUCAGGUCCUGCUCAAAGAAAUACUGCAAAUGCCGUGUUCUGUUCCUGGAUGACUGUUGGAAACUUUCUUGGAUUUUCUGCUGGAGCUAGUGGAGGUUGGCACAGAUGGUUUCCUUUUUUGACAAAUAGAGCGUGUUGUGAGCCUUGUGGAAAUCUCAAAGCAGCAUUCUUAGUUGCAGUGGUGAUGGGAGCAUAUAGAUACAAUAUUGAGCACAUAUUGAUGUUUGAUAUUAUUCCGGAGCCCUCUGUACGGAGAGCGAUGAAUAAGAUAAAUGCACGUAUUGGCCGUUCCUAGUGUUGCAGAUGACCACAGUAUCUAGUUUAAACAAAUCAACAAAUCGUAAUUCAAGAGGAGUUUUUUUCCAGUUUCUUCAGUAGGUGUAAAAUGGAUUUUUGGUUAUUAACUACUUGAGUAUUUGCUCCUCCGAAGUUUUGUUGUACAUGUGCGGUGCUGAUAAUGAAUGCGUCUAGUAUGUGGAAAGUUGAAGAUAACCAUAUUUAUGCGAUUUCUGAAAGUACUACAUGAAUUUAUUGUAAAGGAUUCAAAAUGUUGAUAACGUCAAUAUAAAGAAUGCCUCCAAGUUAUGUUGCUUAGACUAGCCGCACCAAUGUCAGACCCUACAAAAUCCAUUACAUUUGGAUGAUCUGACACACACCCUUUGAUGUUUUUGUAGAGUCCGAGCAACAUAACUUUCAAGUAGUUGUGUUGAUCAUACAGACAAACCGUUCUGGCUCUGAACUCUACUCUUCUUCUCUGCUUGUCAUAUGUUGUAUUGGUAGCUCAAAGAAUGCAUCUUGCUAGUGUAUACAAGGGAGAACCAGAAAAGAUUCUCCAAGUUAAGAAAGCAGAAGCGGAGGCCGAGUCCAAGUAUUUAGGCGGAGUUGGAGUCGCGAGGCAGAGGCAGGCGAUAACAGAUGGUUUGAGAGAGAACAUAUUGAAUUUCUCUCACAAAGUUGAUGACAUCAUUUAUUGGUGCAUAAAGUCCUGAUAUAAUAGCUACAAUUUGCACCUGCUAGCUGAAAUGGUUCCGUUAGCACUCCUGUAUAAUCGCGAAUCAGUACCAUAUAGAAACCUUUGUACCAUAUGCAAGUUACUUCCACAAUGACCAUGUGCAACUCAAGGUGUCCUCCUUACAGAUUGGGUGUUUUAUUACAUCAGGGCCCAUACUAAGAAGCUAGAGAUGUUGUCCAUAGCUUUUGCGCGUAAUAGCGAUCUAGGCAUCUGCUACAUACUCUUCAGUUGUGAAAUUCCUUUGUAUGUUGGAGAUCAGAGCUCCCCCUUCGGUGACAAGGCUCUGUUGGUCAAUGCUCCAAGGAUGGAGACGAUGUGGUUUCUUGAAUUUUGAUGUCUUCUUGUUCAGUAAGUUAUGGCACAUGUUGGCUGCUAGCUCAGAAAUUGCCAAGGAUUAAUUGUGAACUCUUAUUAUGCUUGUGUGUGUAAAUAGUUGUUGUACAAUAUUUGGCAUCAUGUUCAAUAACAAGUGUUAUUAUAAAUCCUCUUUCCUAUAAAUAGGAACUGAUGAGUUCAGGGUAA